AUGGCUGAUAUGGAAGUUCCCGAUCGACCGCAAUGUGACCCCGACCCGAUCAGGAUCAUUCACGUCGGAGCUGGAGCCAGUGGACUUCUCUUCGCCUACAAGGCGCGGAAAUGGCUCCAGAAGUACAGCUUGACCUGCUACGAACGCAACCCAGUCCCUGGCGGUACCUGGUGGGUCAACCGAUAUCCCGGUUGCGCAUGCGAUAUCCCUGCCCACACGUACACAUUCCCUUUCGACGCGAACCCCGAGUGGUCGGGCUAUUACGCAGGCGCAGACGAGAUCCAGGAGUACAUGGUGCGGUUCUACGAGAAGCAUGAGUUGCAGCCGUACAUGAAGUUCAACACGGAAGUGACCGACGCGACUUGGGAUGAAGCCGCGAAGGUAUGGCGGGUCGGGCUUCGCCAGAGUGAUGGCAGCCGAUUUGAGGACACGUGUGAUGUUUUCGUGAACGGGACUGGGGUUUUGAGCAGGUGGAAGUGGCCGGAUAUUGAAGGCCUCCAGGACUUCAAAGGCGAGCUCGCUCACUCCGCCGACUGGGACAGGAACCUGAAAUGGGAGGGAAAGAAGGUGGCGGUGAUUGGGACCGGAUCGAGUUCAAUCCAAAUGACUCCCGUUCUGGCCGACACAGCCAAGCACCUCACGGUCUUCAUGCGCAACGAAACCUACAUUGGGCCACCUUUUGCUAGCGACAUCGACAACAAAGAGGCAGAUUCAGAGUCGCAAAACCCUGAUGCUCCGGGUCAUCAUCUUUACACCGAGAAGGAGAAGCAGAGAUUUAGGGACGACCCCGACUAUCUCGAGAAGUAUCGUCGUCGAAUCGAGCAAAGGGUUGUCGGUGGCUUCUCCAUGUUCUACCGCGGCAGCGAGUUAAAUCUCACCGCAAAAGCCGCCAUGCAGAAUCUUAUGCGUACACGCCUAGGCGACCGAGACGACCUCAAAGAACUCAUCAUCCCCUCCUGGUCCCCCGGAUGCCGCCGCCUCACCCCCGGCGAAGGCUUCCUGGAGGCCCUGACCCGCCCCAACGUCACCACUGUCCACACCGGCAUCCAGCGCUUCACCCCGAACGGCAUUCUCACCGCCGAUGGCAACGAGCACCCCUUCGACUUCAUCGCCUGCGCCACGGGCUUCGACGUGCAAUACCAGCCGCACUUCCCUAUCUACGGCCGCGGUGGGGAGCACAUGCAAUCCAGCGCGGAGCCGAACGUCUACGCGGCGGUCGCGGUGCCGCGGUUCCCGAACUACUUCGUCGUGAACGGACCGCGCGGGCAGUGGGCGCAGGGAAGCAUCCUGCCAUCGCACGACGUGCAGAUCGAGUACAUCCUACAGGUGGUUCGGCACAUGCAGGAGGACCAAAUUGCGAGCGUGGAGCCGCGGGAGGAUCUGACGGACCAGUUGAAUCGAUAUAUGGAUACGUGGCACAAGAAGCAUUCGAUCUGGGCGGAGGACUGCAGGAGCUGGUAUAAAGAUAACAAGCCGGAUGGGAGGAUCCAUGUGUGGAGUGGCUCGAUGUUACAUCACCUCAAGUAUAUGAAGACGCCGCGGUUCGAACAUUACGUGGUGCAGUGGAAGGAUCCGGAGAACGUGUUUCGGUUCUUGGGGCAUGGGAUGACGAUUGGUGAGAUGAAAUAUGGAGCGGACGUGCCGGUGCCUUAUAUCCGGAAGGAAGAUACCCCUUGGGAUGUGGAGUAG
Messenger RNA from Eremomyces bilateralis CBS 781.70, 1689 nucleotides. Its product is annotated as FAD/NAD(P)-binding domain-containing protein. The coding region runs from base 1 to 1689 and encodes 562 amino acids. The record is from RefSeq and is a predicted model, not a curated record. Lineage: Eukaryota; Fungi; Ascomycota; Dothideomycetes; Eremomycetales; Eremomycetaceae. The transcript has 3 exons.